Molecule: messenger RNA, 741 nt
Organism: Alligator sinensis (Chinese alligator)
Lineage: Eukaryota; Metazoa; Chordata; Crocodylia; Alligatoridae
Gene: CLXN
Product: EF-hand calcium binding domain 1
Exons: 6
Coding region: 1-690 (229 amino acids)
Molecular function (GO): calcium ion binding
Source: RefSeq, a predicted model, not a curated record
AUGCUGAAUACCUGUGUAAACACAUCACCUGCUACAAGAAGUUGGCCGCGGGGGCGGGGGCGGGGGCGCGUGGCUUUCCUCGGCCAGGCCGUGACCCGUGCCGCGCUGUGUCCGUGCGCAGUCCGCCGGCCCGAGGUGGAGUGUCUCAUCCGGCUCUUCCACACGCUGGUUCCGGAGGCUGGUGAGCGCCGCGGCGCCACGGGGCUGGACCGCAACGCCUUCCGCAGCGUUCUGCACCUCACCUUUGGCAUGACCGACGACAUGAUCAUGGACCGAGUGUUUCGUGCUUUUGAUAAGGACAAUGAUAGCUGUGUCAGUGUAAAGGAAUGGGUGGAAGGCUUAUCAAUUUUUCUUCGGGGGACAUUAGAAGAAAAGAUGAAAUAUUGUUUUGAGGUUUAUGACCUGAAUGGUGAUGGAUACAUAUCACGAGAGGAGAUGUUCCAUAUGCUGAAGAACAGCCUCCUAAAACAACCAACAGAAGAAGAUCCUGAUGAGGGAAUUAAAGACCUGGUAGAAAUAACACUGAAAAAAAUGGACUAUGACCAUGAUGGCAAACUUUCUUACGCUGAUUUUGAAAAAGCUGUAAGAGAUGAAAAUCUUCUUUUAGAAGCAUUUGGACCGUGUUUGCCAGAUAUAAAGAGCAGCAUGGCAUUCGAAAUGCAAGCUUUCCAAGAAACUCAUGAUCUGUAGCGCUAUAACUAGAUUUCUGCUGUUAACUGAUUCAGAAAAUCUGUUUUUCUU